AAGAUUAACAAACCUCGUAACAUACAGAAUAUAACAGGGUAUGUGACCAGCACCACACAGUUCAAUAGGUUUUUUUGUUUUUUAUUAGUUUGUUUGUUGGCAUCCAUGAUGUGGAGGCGUAUUACAGAACAAUAGGAAAGAGCUGGCUGCUGUGUAACAAAUUUGCUGCUAUUAAGGUAGGUACGGGGGCAAGACCUCAGCAACAGCCCUUAAGAUGGAAAGGAGAUGAUGUGUUUGAUACAUGAAAGGAGCUGCCUCAGCUGUGUUUCUCUGCCUGCUCAGUGCCCAUUCACCAUCACUCUGUCCCUGAAGAGGACCUCAAGGUCUGCCCCCUGCUGCCUGUGAGCCAGGACUAGGCACAGAAAGGCAAGGCCACAGCACUGGUUUCCAAUUCCUCAGUAAUGCUGGAUUUCCAAUAAUGUACUUGUAUACACAAAUACAGUGUGGUAAGUUACAAUAUAUACUAAUCAUUUCUUACAUAGGACAACAGUUGAUUGACUAAAACUAAUUCUAUUUUAAAAAAAGAAAAGAAUCCUGGCUCUUGUGGAAAUAUACAAAGAAAUAUCUACGAUGGUGGGCAAUGAAUUCUGCCAUGGACUGAACUCAGAAAGGUGGGGUUGUGAGAAAGAUGCAUGGUCAAAUAGCCCACCAGGUUCACAUUGUGUCAACUUGAUUUAAUCUAAUGACAAAGAAGUGGAGUAUCUCUGAUGGCUUCCUUCUAAUCCCUUGAAAGGAUCCCUGGGGAUUGGCCUCAGUACAUCACACUUCUUGAUGGGGCAACAACACUCAAGGAAGCUUGAGAUUGUCAUAGGCACAGUAUUAUGCUACAUAUACAAAGUAGAUAAUACUACGAUGUUCAGAUGAUGAUAUCCAUUUGUAUGCACUCUUAAGGUGAACCUAAGGAAAGAGAGAUCAAGGUCCUUAGAAUGGAAAGAUCAGUCCCAGUUUUUUUUUUUUUUCUACCAUUCCAAACUGAACGACUGGUAGGGAGAGAAUGGUAGAUAAUCGAGAAUUGGUGGAUGAUGCUUUGAAUGCAGGGUGGGUUUCUGUGCUGGUUUUAGACAGGGUCUCAAGUAUCCCAUGUUGCCCUCUCCCUGGAUGGCCAGGUUCACUUUGAGCUCAGAUAAACCUCCUUCCACUUUCCAAUAGAUAGGCUUACAAGAGUGGCUUCCAAGGACUGUGAGGACAGCAUUAGCCUUUGACAGUUGAGGUGUGUAACCCACAACUAUAGUUUUAGCCACGUUUUCCCAUGUCUACCAGCUAUUUCAGAUUGUUGCUGUUCUAUGCCUGACAAUCGGGGACACAGAAAAAAAAACUGAUAGAGAGCAAGGACAUGGUGAUCACAUCCUUACCUCUUCUGUACGUUCUGGAUGAGGUUUGUUAAAAUUCCAAUAUUGCAAAAAGCUUUAUAUAGGGCCCAUCUCAUCAAGGGUCACUGUGUACUGUUCUAUCUAAAAUGUCUAAUCAGAACUGACUACCAUAUAACACUUCCUGCAGUCCUCAUAUGAGAAACUUGGGAUUUUGUUUUGACUUUUUCUUUUCUCUGUCUCUCUUAUUUUUUGCUAUAUAAGUUGAGAGAAAGAUAGUUAGGGCCAUGAAUUUGCCCCCAAAAUUUGAACUAUGGAUAUGAUCAAUCAAUGUUAGUGUGUGCAUUCUGUAAAGUAUUCAUUUUUCACUAUGAUAGAUGCUUUUGUGUUUGGUGUGGUGGCCAUUUCCCAGUGUACAGGUGCUGGGACCUUGCUCUAUCCACUUAAUGAUGUUUAUAGCCUCAUUUUAGACCUUUCUGUGCACCCCCUAUAUCUCUUGACUAUUUUAUUUUUUUGAUAGAAGCUCAUGGUAUAUCUUACUCAGGCCUGUGAGCAGUGCUCCUUUGGCGACAUUGGUGCAGAGAGGAGAACCCCACCACCAGCAUGAGGUUCCCUUCACUGCUGGCUCCAAUAUUGCACUUUCCUCUGCCAACUGGUCUCCACACUUUUCCUAGCAUUUAAAGACUUCAACUCUUUCUCCUAAGGAAUUUUCUGGCAAUUGUCGAUUGCUAAGCACAUGACUUCAUGAGUGUUCCCCUAACACACACCCAUGUUGUAACCUACCAUGCAGACUAUUUCUUGAUGUGAUAUAAAACACCUGUACAUAAUGAGACAGGAGAACUUUUGACUGCAUAUUCAAGCUGGUGUGAAAUCUCAGGAAGCUUUAAUGGCUAACAUUGGUGAAUGAGGACAAUUUGAGUUAGGAUGAGACAUUUUGGGGCAAGAUAUAGAAGGAAACAUUCAUUUAGAUGCAUAGGAAUUACUAAGGUUUUUUUAUAAUCAAGCCUUGAAGAAAAUUUGGCUUUGGAAGCAGGAGAUGCUCAGUGGCUCUCCCCAGGAAAGUCUCCUGGAAAGGGCACCUCAGCUUAUGCUCAGUACAGGGAGAACAUUAGCAGGGAGGCAAAGUCUGCUCCCCAUGACAUCAGCUGUCCCUUCUUGGACAUUCUAUUGUCUCCUAGAGAGUUCUGGCAUCCUCUGUGAUGUCACCAGACAUCAGUGACAACCAGUGCCCUAGUUUCUCUCAGUCUGAGUCUGGCAGUUACAAGCUAAGACAUGUUUUCCCGUCUUCGCAAGCGUUUUGGGAGGGGGAACGUCGAUUGUGGAGAGACUAAAGUGAAGGAGUUUGGCCUUUCGUCUCAAAGUAAUGAUGGAGAAAGACAGCACUUCUGGGGAAUGUUUAACACUGGGAGAGAAACAUCAUCCCCUGGCACUGAACUAAGCGAGAAUCAGGCCAAGAAGGAAAAGGAGAGGCUGAUUAAAGAGCUGCAGCUCAUUACCGAGGAGAGAAAUGACCUGAGAGAUCGCCUGAGGUUUCUGACAGAGAGAUCCAUGAAGAACAGGCCACACUUCAGGCCAAAUCCAUAUUAUGAAGACCUGGAGAGAAUGGAGGAGGCGGUCAUGUCAAUUCUGCACAACUUAGAGAUGGAGAACACUGAGAUCCAUGAGAACAACCGUAAGCUGAAGAAGGAGAUUACCUUCUCUAGAAACCUGCUCAGCCAGCUCCUGAUGGAGAACACAUGUAGGAAGAAGUUGCUCCCACUGAAGCAGGAGAGCAAGGAGGGACAUCUUGAGUGUGCAAUGAACCAGAAAUAUUUGGUUGACUUCAACAAGAAAGAUAAAGACCAGCAACCUCCAGACCCAGCAUCAUCAGGUACGGAGGGGCAGCUGUUAGCUUAACAAUAUCUGAUAAAAUUUGCCAAUUUGAUACAUCUUUGCUCUCUCCUACCACCUUUCUAAUUUACACACACAACCUGCCAACCACCUCAUGUAAUGGAAUUUUUCAUUUCUCUGCCUAUGCACAAGUAUUCUGGGAAGUCAACCACUUUUCAGAAACUGAAUUAUUUUGCAAGUAUAUUUUGCUGCCACUUUUGAAGCUGCAUUAUAGAAAUGGUGACAGAUCAAUAACAUAUCACAUUAUUGCACAUGCACAUGAUAGAUUGGAUGCUAUGUAGAGUUUUGAACAUGUUCUUGGUUCUUGAGAAAUGACAAGUGGUCAUGUGACUUCUUGUGUAGGAAGCACCUUUCCGGGAUAAGAACCAAGUGCAAAUGUCAAAUUAGUACUUGUCAUUGGCUUUAACCUUGGUGACAUAUGGACAUCUCCUUUCUUCCUGCAACCCAAUGAGGUCCCUUCCAUUGCCCUGUUCUUGGUUUGCACUGGUAUAAGUCUGGGUCCCAUAUUGGCAGCCCACAUUACUGUGAGGGUUUCUGGAGAUUUUCCCUGCCCACAGAGUUAGCAACAAUGAUAUCAGUUAAAAGGUCCAUGUUGACUGUCCAAUAGAACUGAGGUGGUAGAAGGCAGCAUUCUGACAGCUGGCUUGCUUUUCAACACCAAAUCAGUGUCUGAAAAACUGCCUUCCUCUCCCAGGUCUCAGAAAGUGCAAGAGAGCUGGAAUUGGACACACAGCAGUAAGAGAGCUUCCUGAAGAAUAAGUUGCUUUCUCACGAGUCCCUGAUGACAAACAUCCUGAACGGUAACAACAUUUUUUGGAUGAGUAUUCUUCCUCAGAGUUAAUUUGUCAUUUCUUAGAGACCCUAAAUUUAUAUAAAACUAAGCCAGCCUGACUGAUUGAGGUCUUACUCACUUUCUUCUUCAGAAAACAUCACUUGAGAGACAACUUGGGGGACCGCCUUUCAUUAUGUGUGCUAGAGGAGAAACAGCAAUACAUCUGUGCUUCUAAAUGUUCGUUAAGAAUAUGCUGUUUAGAAAUAUUUUUGUUAUGAUUUUAAUUGAAGUUUUCUUUUUGUUGUUUCAUAUUUAUAUGUUCUUGUUACUAUUUUUACUUUCAAAUAUUUUUAAAUAUUUUUAUUCAUUCAUUUUAAUCCUGUUUUGUUGUAAAAAUGUAUUCAAUAUGAAUAAAUAUUGAUUUCUAUC
This is a messenger RNA of Rattus norvegicus (Norway rat), 4398 nucleotides long. The record is from RefSeq and is a predicted model, not a curated record. Lineage: Eukaryota; Metazoa; Chordata; Mammalia; Rodentia; Muridae.